Chelonus insularis is the source of this 2950-nucleotide messenger RNA. It is a transcript of the gene Hira, whose product is annotated as histone cell cycle regulator-like protein. The record is from RefSeq and is a predicted model, not a curated record. The transcript has 10 exons. Gene Ontology annotation, molecular function: protein binding; nucleosome binding. Bases 151 to 2808 code for a protein of 885 amino acids. Gene Ontology annotation, biological process: chromatin remodeling; regulation of DNA-templated transcription; DNA-templated transcription. NCBI's taxonomy places the organism in Eukaryota, Metazoa, Arthropoda, Insecta, Hymenoptera, Braconidae. Gene Ontology annotation, cellular component: nucleus; chromatin; HIR complex.
ACUAGAAUUGCACUACUACUCCAAAUGCUGUUUGAGGAAUUUCUACAUCAUCAGUUUAAUCAUACAAUCAAUGUGUGUACCGGUAGUUACUGUUUCAAAAUAUUACAAUUAUACAUUUAUGUAGUGUAAAAAGAAAAAUACUAUUUAAAAAUGAAGUUGAUCAAGCCCAUUUGGGUGACACAUGAAGCUAAUCAUCCAAUAUUUUCGAUUGAUAUUCAUCCAGAUGGCAAACGUUUUGCUACCGGAGGACAAGGAGGAGAUUCCGGUAAGGUUGUCAUAUGGAAUAUGGAACCAGUUGUUAAUGAGACUGUUCAAUUAAAUAAAAAUGUACCAAAAAUGCUUUGCCAAUUAGAUAACCAUUUGGCAUGUGUUAAUUGUGUAAGAUGGAGUCCUAGUGGCUUAUUAGCUUCCGGAGGUGAUGAUAAAGUUGUAAUGAUUUGGAGAUUAGCAGGAAGCAGUGGAAUGGGUUGUGGUACAAAUUCAAUAUUUGGUGGAAAAGCAGGAGUAGAAAAUUGGCGAUGUAUAGCCACAUUGAGGUGUCAUGAAGGUGACGUACUAGACCUUGCUUGGGCUCCUCAUAAUCUAUGGCUUGCAUCGGCAUCUGUAGAUAAUAAUGUUAUUAUUUGGGAUGCUUCAAAGUUUCCUGCUAUUGUGGCGAUAUUAAAAGGACAUACAGGACUGGUGAAAGGUGUGACUUGGGAUCCAGUUGGUAAAUAUUUAGCGUCACAAUCAGAUGAUAAAACAUUAAGAGUUUGGCGAACCACUGAUUGGGGCGAAGCUACGUUAAUUUCUGAACCUUUUGAUGAAUGUGGUGGAACUACUCAUGUAUUACGAUUAUCAUGGAGUCCUGAUGGCCAAUAUUUAGUCUCAGCUCAUGCUAUGAAUGGAGGUGGACCAACAGCACAAAUAAUUGAACGUGAAGGCUGGACCCGAGAUAAAGAUUUUGUUGGUCAUAGAAAAGCUGUUACAUGUGUAAGAUUCAAUGGUAAUAUAUUGCAAAAAAAACCACCAGGAUCAUUAAAGCCACAACAAUAUUGUUGUGUUGCUAUUGGAUCAAGAGAUCGUUCACUUUCUGUGUGGUUGACAUCACUUAAAAGGCCGCUUGUUGUAAUUCAUGAACUUUUUACUCAUUCCGUACUCGAUACUAGUUGGUCUCCUUGUGGAUUAAGAUUAGCAGCAUGUUCUUGGGAUGGAACUGUAGCAUUUAUUGAAUUUACGCAACAAGAAUUGGGACAACCACUUGAUCCUGCUGAACAAUGUAGUCUUCAUGAAAGGUUGUACGGAAAACCUUUAGUCCAAGGUGGUGGUUGUACAGUGAUGGAAUCUCCAGUUUUAUUAAAUGUAAAAACAUCUACAACUCAAUCAUCUACCAAUGUUGUUACAACAACAACAACGACUACAACUACUGCCAAUACUUUGACAUCUUUAUCAAAUGGUCUUUCAUCACAAUCAUCUUCCCCUUCGAUAAAAGGUCCUAUUAAUAAACAAAUCGAAACAAAAACGUCUGAUGGACGACGACGAAUUACUCCAAUGUUUAUACCACCUCCACCCGAUACUGUAAAUACUGGAAAUUCUGAAUCUUUUUCUUCUGUAAAAAAUACAUCUAUAUUUUUUAGUACUUCACAAACAAAAAGUUCAAUUGUAAUUGAAAAACGCGAUGAUGUUGUUGUGACACCGAACGUUAGUACAACAGUUAAUGCAUCAACAAAUGCAUCAUCUUCUUCCAUACCUACAUUGAAAAAACGAGACCCGUCAACUUCGAAAACUCAUCAUAAUUCUCACGACAGAAGGCCAAAAAUUGUAUUUGAAAAAAUCGGACAACAUGUAUUUCCAGCACUAAAGUCAAUGAGUUCGAUAUCUCAACAAGCGGCUCAUUAUGCCGUAACGAUAACAAAUAAUAAAAAUUUAUCUCAUUUACAAGUUUUUCGUGGUACUGACUCUGAACCUACAUGGGACGUUUAUUUAGGAUACAAUGCUGUAGCCUUAGCUGCUUCAGCAGCAGUGAUAGCUGUAGGUUUAGAAGAUGGUAGUAUACAUACAUUUGAUCCUGUAAAAGGAUCAAGACCUUCACCUCCGUUAGCUCCACCAGCACCAUUAGCUAAAGUUCAUGCGGUGGGUAAUGUUGUAAUGGUUAUUUCAUGUUGUGGAGCUGUUCGAGUAUGGGAAAUUGGAAAUAUAUCACGAUUAAUUGUUUCAACAUCUGCAAGUCACUUGGCAGCUAUCGGAGGAUCUCUUUUAACAUGUAAUUUGUAUAAUGGAAUGCCACAUUUAGGAUUUACGAAUGCAAGAGCCUACGUAUACAAUAAAGAAAUGGGAACAUGGAUAUUGAUUGGUGAUAGUCACGAUCCAAUAUGGCGUUGGUCAGCACAAAGUGCAUCUACCGUUGCUGGUGGUAGAACACCUCGUGGACCUCUCUCAACUCUGCAAGAAGGAUUAAAUCGAGUUGCUGGUUCUAUGCCAAAUCCCAGACCACCUCAUAGUGGUUCGAGUAUUGUUUCGUUCUUUGAACAACAGCUGUUAGCAUCAAAAGCACUUGGAAGCUCUCAAGAAUAUGUACAUUGGUUUAUGGCUUUAAUUUCAUUUAUAUUAACACAAGAUGGACUGGAAAGAAAAUUAAGAAUUAUUCUAGAUGACUUAAUGGGUCCAAGUCAUAGUCUAGCAUCAAAGAGUACAUCAUGGGAUCCAAUGAUACUUGGUAUUAAAAAACAUAAACUUUUAUCAGAUGCAUUGAGUGUUAUAGGUGGUCAUUUACGCUGGCAAAGAUUAUACUUGGAAUAUUCUGAACAAUUAGCGGCGCUCAAAAAUUAAACUGAAUGAUAAAUUUGUAUAGUAAUAUUGCUCGUAAGAUUAUAAUACAUGUAUAUUUUUAUCAAGAUGUAUAAAUUUAUAGAAAAUUCCAAAAUUAAUGUACGAUUUUUUAUAUUGCAUUACAUAAUUUAAAUAAUUUAUU